This is a messenger RNA of Raphanus sativus (radish), 1389 nucleotides long. Its product is annotated as mitotic checkpoint protein BUB3.2. Gene Ontology annotation, cellular component: bub1-bub3 complex; mitotic checkpoint complex; phragmoplast. The transcript has 9 exons. Bases 130 to 1149 code for a protein of 339 amino acids. The record is from RefSeq and is a predicted model, not a curated record. Gene Ontology annotation, molecular function: ubiquitin binding. Gene Ontology annotation, biological process: mitotic spindle assembly checkpoint signaling. NCBI's taxonomy places the organism in Eukaryota, Viridiplantae, Streptophyta, Magnoliopsida, Brassicales, Brassicaceae.
CCGAUCCUCUUCUUCGUAGGAAUAAAAUUUGAAAUUCAAACGCUCCUUUUCUCUCAAACCUACUUCAACUUCCCCCUCUCUCUCUCUCUUCCACGAUAAACCCUAAAAAAUCAUUAGUGUUUCUUCACGAUGACUCUUGUACCAUCCAUAGGCCGCGAGCUCUCGAAUCCACCGUCCGAUGGAAUCUCUAAUCUCCGGUUCUCCAAUAGCAGCGACCAUCUACUAGUCUCUUCAUGGGAUAAGAGUGUGAGAUUGUAUGAUGCGAACGCCGAUUCGAUGAGAGGAGAGUUCAAGCAUGGAGGAGCGGUGCUCGAUUGCUGCUUCCAUGACGAGUCUUCUGGGUUCAGUGCCUGCGCCGAUCAUAAAGUCAGACGAAUUGACUUUAAUGCUGGCAAAGAGGACAUUCUGGGAAUGCAUGAUGAACCGGUUCGUUGUGUUGAGUAUUCUUAUGCUGCAGGGCAAGUGAUCACUGGAAGCUGGGAUAGAACGAUUAAAUGUUGGGACCCAAGAGCUGCGAGUGGCCCGGAGCGUUCACAGAUUGGAACAUAUAAGCAACCUGAGCGUGUUAACUCUCUUUCUCUCGUUGGAAAUCAUUUGGUUGUGGCGACAGCAGGAAGACAUGUCAAUAUUUAUGACCUGAGGAAUAUGGCCCAGCCUGAGCAGAGAAGGGAGUCCUCACUUAAGUACCAGACCAGAUGUGUGCGUUGUUAUCCCAAUGGAACAGGGUAUGCACUUAGCUCUGUUGAAGGGAGGGUUUCAAUGGAGUUUUUCGAUCUAUCAGAGGCUGCUCAAGCUAAAAAAUAUGCUUUCAAAUGUCACCGGAAAUCCGAGGAUGGAAGGGACAUUGUCUACCCUGUAAAUGCGAUUGCCUUCCAUCCGAUUUAUGGAACUUUUGCUACCGGAGGUUGUGAUGGUUUCGUCAACGUUUGGGAUGGUAACAACAAGAAGAGGCUAUAUCAGUAUUCUAAGUAUCCAACGAGUAUUGCGGCACUGUCAUUCAGCCGAGAUGGUGGAUUACUGGCUGUUGCUUCUAGUUAUACGUUUGAAGAGGGAGACAAACCGCAUGAACCUGACGCAAUCUUUGUUCGGAAUGUUAAUGAAAUCGAAGUGAAGCCUAAACCUAAAGUGUACCCAAAUCCUCCGGCAUAGUCCCAAACUAUGGAAUGAGCAGAGAACUAUUUGUACUCCGUGUUGCGUUGGUUGCCCAAAGUAAGAGUGUAGCAAUUUCUGUUCCUGGAGUUUUAAAAACAUAUUUUGGCUGUAAAGUGAAGUGUGAACAAUACAAUGGCUUUAGAAUCUGAUGUUGUGUUCUUUUGGUUUUGAGUAAAGUCCAUUUACUCUCUGGUGGUAAGAAACGAUAUUAAUACAAUGAGCUUGUGUUUCUGUGGU